Messenger RNA from Hydatigera taeniaeformis, 5085 nucleotides. NCBI's taxonomy places the organism in Eukaryota, Metazoa, Platyhelminthes, Cestoda, Cyclophyllidea, Taeniidae. The record is from the annotation of a GenBank genome assembly.
AUGACAUCUGAGACAUUCGCCUCUGCGUGUUCGUGCCUAAAUGAAGGCGGAGACAAGGGGAUCACCGACCAACCCAUAGCCUUGCUUCAAGAACCAGACCGAUUAGAGGGCGUCCUUACUUCUCCGAAGAAGGAUUUGUCGGAUCCACCGAUUCCACGCUCCACAGGUCCACCGCCACUCAGUGUCAACUCCUUCCUUACCUCCCCUGGUUCGAGUCCCAAAGGAAACAACUCUUUGGGCUUUUCGGACGAUAUGGCUGUGGCUACAAACCCUUCUGGUGGAGGGGAACACGGUGCGGUCACCACCGAAUCCACCAUAACUAAUAGCACUUUGACCACGGGAACAUCAGUGACGUCCUCCUCCACCGCCUCAGCUCCAAAAUCGCCCGUAUUCAAUGCAAUCUCGAAGGCGGUGCCACCUGCCUCUGCAAUCUCCCACGUACCAUAUCCUCCCGUUCCCUUAGCCUCUGACAGUCGAUCUUGUCGCUACGAUUGGUCCGCGUCCAUUUCUGAUGCCUCUCAUCUACAGCCUGCUGCGGCUUCGUCGGCUGAUGGAGCUUCUUCUUCAUUCCUUCCCUCGGCUUCUACAUGGAAAUCCACACCCCCACCGUCUCAAGGAGCCGUGGUGGUAGCAGCGGAGGCAUUCAGCAUGGUGCGAAACUGGUUUGCGAACCCUUCUCGAGCAAAUGAGCAAACUUCGGCCAGCGGAACUCCCAGUCCGCUUCUGCCCCCACCACCACCACCCCCGUCCCAAGCUGCGCCUCAUAUUUCUGGUUCUUUUUUACCUACCUCGUCAUCGUGGGGCCUCGGAUUUCCCGCAGCUGGAUACCAGCCCUAUUCUGGGCACCGGAGCAGCGGCUUUGUUCCCACCGCAUCGUCGGGCUUCCGAACCACAUCGGUGGGUGGCAGUUUUCUGCGUGGAGGCAAGAAACGUUCACACUCACAAUCAUCUGUCAAUGACUUGGACAUUCCUAGCCUUACCCGCAGUUCUCAAGGUUCUCUCAACAUGCUUCAGGCUAUGCAAACCUCCAGAAGCGGCAUUUCGAGCAUGGGAGGCUCCUAUGGUCAUCUUUCCGCUGCCUCUCUGGGAGCCAGUCCUGUGCCAGUGGCUGGUCGGCGUGCGAGUAACAACAGUACGGACAACUCUGUGUUCGGUAGCUCGCCGCAGCAUGUCACCACAUCGGGAAGCUGUUUUCGGCCUACCACUCCCUCUUUCCUUUACCGGAGAGGCCUGACGCCCCGAGGAAUCAGUCGCGCUACGCCCAACAGUAGUGGUAGCAGUAGCGGUGGUGGGAUAGGAAGCGGCGUUGCCUCCUCCACAACCCUCGCCCCAACUACGGCCAACUCUGCCGCCACGUUUCUCUUCCCCUCCACUUCCGUUCCUUCCAGCGUCGGGGCAUUCUCACCUUCCGCAUUCCAUGGAUGCUCACCACAAGUUAACAAACCCGGUGAGGCAAAAGACGCACAAAAUAAUUCCGCUGUGGCAAUGGCGUUUGCAGCGGCCGCUGCCGCUGCAGUCGCUGCAAACUUUAGUGGUGGGACUGGAGGACCCGGCGGAGGAGGGGGUAAUGGAACCGUCCCUUCAUUGAGUCACCACGCGUGGCCCUCCAAGCCCUGCGGUUCUAAUCCGGGAUCUACAGCGGCCACCAGCUCCUCCUCUAAUGGCUCUUCACCCGCUUCUGCUCCGGGCAUUGCACCACCUCUAUUCCCACGCAAGCCUCAGGCAUCAACUAACCCGGCAAACUUUAUGCUUUCACCUCAGGCCAUGAUGCUUUACCACAACGCCCUACAGAAGUCUACUAACGCUGCGGCUGCCGCUGCUGUUGCUCCGUUUUACUCUGGGCGCAGUCAGCCUCAUGAUCCAUUCCAGUCUCCCAACUACGAUUGGUGGCUGAGUCGGAGUAGCUACUCACGCAAGGAUGUCCCUAUUCCACCACCUCCACCUCCGCCUCCGCCUUCCACUAACACUAAUGGUGAUGCCUGUUCCACCACUGGCGGCUCCAUGAAGGGCGAAGAUCUAUCUACUUCGACAGUUGUGGCAAAGGCUAUGAAGGUGGAAAGCAGUGGGAGCGGAGGAGGUGGCGCUUCGGUAGCGGCACUGUUGGCUGGCGACGAGGCUGGAUGUAGUGACUAUGAAGAAGAGUUGAUGGAUGAAGACGGCAGGAUUCCACAGGAAGGCGAUCCUGACUUCGUUGAGACGACUUGUCGGUGGGGCAACUGUCAGUGCCAGUUUGAAUCACAGGACGAACUUGUAAAGCACAUCAGUAACGAGCACAUCGCGGGCAACAAGAAGAGUUUCGUUUGUUUCUGGCGCGAGUGUGUGCGCGGCGCCCGACCCUUCAAGGCGCAGUACAUGCUGGUGGUGCACAUGCGUCGCCACACUGGAGAGAAGCCCCACAAGUGCAUUUUCGACGGCUGCUCGAAGCGCUACUCACGGCUGGAAAAUUUGAAGACUCACCUGCGCUCGCACACGGGAGAGAAGCCAUACCAAUGCGAAGUGCCAGGUUGUAACAAAGCCUUUAGUAACGCCUCCGACAGGGCCAAGCAUCAGAACCGCACACACAGCAACGAGAAGCCCUAUGUCUGUAAGGUCAUGGGCUGCUCCAAGCGUUAUACUGAUCCCAGCUCUCUCCGCAAACAUGUCAAGACUGUACAUGGUGCAGAGGUUUACGCCAAUAAGAAACACAAAGGUGAGAGUUGGAGCAGUCGUUCCUGUGGUAGCGGUACCGGCCUUGGAGCGGCUUUUCGAAAUUCCGGUGGGAGCGGUGGAAAUGGUGGAGGUGGCGGUGGUACCCGCGGAGGACGGGAUGGUUCGAAGGGUCCAGCAGAUGGCUUCUCUUUCUUUCACGACAGGCGGGGUAACAAUUCGAGGGGUGGCGGACGCAGUGGAAAUUCAAAGAGCAUUGGAGGCAGUGGUGGUGGUGGCAGUGCUGCUUUUGCUGAAGGAGCUCCUACGCUGCCGUCGCAGACUUUAAACCGUGUAGUCUAUCCCCACACUCCACCCUAUCAGCAGAAUGCACUAGGUGUGUCUAAUCAUAGUCAACACCAUGCUUAUCCCGGUCCCCAAUUGUCCCACACUGUAUCAUCACGUAAUGGCUCUGUGAAACGUGAAGGUCUCACCACCUGGGCUCCCCACCAAUAUCAUGGAUGGUCUGGUGAGUGGAGCCAGGCCCAUGUUCGUAUAAGCGGAGGAGGUGGUGGUGGUGAUGGUGUGUAUACCACCAGAGAUUGGAUUAGUCCACGAAUUAGUGGCAACUACCAGGAACCACGUUACAGUGAAGGCUACGACCAGCUCAUGAGCCAACCCGCCAACAUAGAACACUCCGCUGCCAGGUUCGUCGGGGGCGGUGUUCUGGGCAUUAGCCGAACACGUUAUCAUCACCCGCAGCCAUUAGCAACCCAGGCACAGUUUCGCUCCUCCUCUUCUACUUCUGACUCCAAUGCGGCAGUUGCGGCGGUAGCAGCCAUGGCUCAGGCCACCUCAUGUCCUUCUCUGGUAACCGAGGUGGAGAACAAUGCCUACGUUCAGACACCGCUUUACACUCCCUUCAAGGCAGAGGGCACCGGAGCUGUCUUCUCUCGAACCUUGCGCGGGCAGAACCCCCACAAAGCUGACACGAGCAUACCUUACCAAGCCGCUGUCAUCGCGCCACCUCACCCGCCUGCUGCUGUUCCCAGUGGAGGUGGGCAGAAGUUGGAAAUGGAUGAGAGCUCAGUUGGGAAAGACGCUGCCUCUUCUCUUCUUUCUAGUGAAUCAACAGAUCGGUGGCAAAACGUAGGCGGAGGCAGCGCAUCCUCGGGUGUUGGAUCUGGCCUAACGAAUAUGACUCAAGACAGCGGGUAUCCAGAGAGCGAACUUAGAGGCGGCAUCACCACACCAACUACUCCUACUCCCAUCAAGGACACCUCAGCUUCCUCCUCUGUCGAGCCACCUUACCAACGCUCGGCGGAAGAAGAGAAGAUGCUAGGCUGGGGUGAGACCUCCGUCACCGCUACUCCAUCCACUAAACCUUCCUCUGGUACAGGUCAUUUGCCUCUUGACCAAACCGCUCAAAUGAGCACCACCAGUUCACAAGUCAGCAGUGGUCUUGGCUCUAUGGUUAGCUCAGGUACCGGAUCCAGUAGUUGCGGUGGUGGCACUGGUAGUGGUGGUGGAGAUGGAAAUUCACGCCGCAGCUGUGUUUCUGCGCAACCCAUCGCUUCAACCAUGAACACAUCCUCCAGCAAGUUGGCCUUUUGGGAGGGUCAAAAUGAUUCCGAUUCUAGCUGUCUCUUUCAGUUAUCCACCUCCUCAACAACACAUACUACGGUUAGUGAAAGAGUCGACUUCACUCAACCACGCAGCAGCGUUGUACCUUCCUUUGAUCCGGCUGCUGAUAGUGGUACCACUCCAUAUUCUGUCAACAGCUGGAAUGGCAAUCAAUCUGAGUCGGCAUAUGCUACUCAUCCUCCAUCGAGGGACUAUGCAUCAUCAAAUUGGUCAGUUGGACAGCCUUCUGGCUACUUCACCUCUGCCAGCGGUUACUCUACAUCCACUGUCUCUGACCAGAGUACAUCUCAACGCACGUGUCCACUGUCAGCUAAUAGCACCAACAAUGGCAGCAGUAUUGCUAACAAUGAGUGGUCUCGUGCGUCUUACUCUGGUCAGACAUGCGGCUACCCUGAGUACAGCUAUGGGGGACAAAUGCAGUCCAUGAACUACCCACUUUAUCCCUUAGAAAGUCAACCACCUGCCAUUUACCGCGGCGGCUAUAGUGGUUGGAGUGAUGUGAACAUGACAGGUAGUGGCAGCAACGUUGUAACACCCACGUCUUUUAAUGCCUCUUACGCGGGACUCUUCUCUGAGGCGGUAAACUCUCGUUUAAUGGUUCAACAGCACCAGCAGCACCAAACUGCCCCCAAUCUGGAGGAGCUUCAACCAACUCUCUCCUCCUCUUCAAUGUCAGGAGGCUUCGGUUUUAGCAGCGGUGGGGGAGUAACCACUGCCUAUGAUCCAUUGAAUAGUAACCUCGUGGUCUGUAGCAUGCCACCACUCCUUCAAGCAGAAAAUGCCGCCUCCGGUCUCCACCCAACGGCAUUCAAUUAG